GCUCGGCGGCGCGCUCUUCCUGCUGCUCUUCGCGCUGGGGGUCCGCCAGCUGCUCAAGCAGAGGCGGCCGACGGGCUUCCCCCCGGGUCCGUCGGGGCUGCCAUUUAUCGGCAACAUCUACUCGCUGGCAGCCUCAGCCGAGCUCCCCCAUGUCUACAUGAGGAAGCAGAGCCAGGUGUACGGCGAGAUCUUCAGUUUAGAUCUCGGAGGUAUAUCAACUGUGGUUCUAAAUGGCUAUGACGUAGUAAAGGAAUGCCUUGUUCAUCAAAGUGAAAUUUUUGCAGACAGACCAUGCCUGCCUUUAUUCAUGAAGAUGACAAAAAUGGGAGGCUUACUCAAUUCCAAAUAUGGCCGAGGAUGGGUUGAUCACAGAAGAUUAGCUGUGAACAGCUUUCGCUACUUUGGAUACGGCCAAAAGUCAUUUGAAUCUAAAAUUUUAGAAGAAACCAAAUUUUUCAUUGAUGCUAUUGAGACAUACAAAGAUAGACCUUUUGACUUGAAACAAUUAAUAACAAAUGCUGUUUCAAACAUAACCAAUCUGAUCAUUUUCGGAGAACGGUUCUCUUACGAAGACACCGAUUUCCAGCACAUGAUUGAAUUGUUCAGUGAAAACGUGGAGCUGGCUGCCAGCGCCUCCGUCUUCCUGUAUAAUGCCUUUCCGUGGGUUGGUAUCUUACCUUUCGGAAAACAUCAGCAGCUCUUCCGAAAUGCUGCUGUGGUCUACGAUUUUCUCUCCAGGCUUAUUGAAAAAGCUUCUCUUAACAGAAAGCCUCAGUUACCUCAGCAUUUUGUCGACGCUUAUUUAGAUGAGAUGGAUCAGAGUAAAAAUGACCCGUCAUCUACUUUCUCCAAAGAAAACCUAAUUUUCUCCGUGGGUGAGCUCAUCAUUGCUGGGACAGAAACUACAACCAACGUGCUACGGUGGGCAAUUCUUUUCAUGGCCCUUUAUCCUAACAUUCAAGGACAAGUUCAGAAAGAGAUUGAUUUAAUUAUGGGACCCAGUGGGAAGCCUUCUUGGGACGACAAGUGCAAAAUGCCUUAUACUGAGGCAGUUUUGCAUGAAGUUUUAAGAUUCUGUAAUAUAGUGCCAUUAGGGAUUUUCCAUGCAACCUCUGAAGAUGCAGUUGUACGUGGUUACUCUAUUCCUAAAGGCACAACAGUAAUUACAAAUCUUUAUUCUGUACACUUCGAUGAAAAGUACUGGAGAGACCCAGAAAUAUUCUACCCUGAGCGAUUUCUGGACAGCAGUGGAUAUUUUUCCAAGAAAGAAGCUUUGGUUCCUUUCUCCCUAGGAAGAAGACACUGUCUUGGAGAACAGCUCGCUCGGAUGGAAAUGUUCCUGUUUUUCACAGCACUGCUUCAGCGGUUUCACUUGCAUUUUCCACAUGAGCUGGUUCCAAACCUGAAGCCCAGGUUAGGCAUGACCUUGCAGCCCCAGCCCUACCUUAUCUGUGUGGAGAGACGCUGAAAAUGCACAGAUGCCUUGUGGGACAGGGCUGUAUGUUCAUCUCACCCCCUGAACCCUAAUUCUUAGGAAUAUCUUCUGCAGAUAAAUUUGAACACAUAAUGAAGGGACAUAAGUGUCAAGUUAUUCACUGAUGUACUUAUUAUAAUAACAAAGCAAAACAAAACAAAAAAGCUGCUGUAACAACACAUAUCUAUCAACAGAGGAAUGGUAGAAUAAACUAUGGGAUACCCUGCAGUAGAAUAUUACACAGCUCCAUAAAGAAUGAGGACGUUUUCUGUGUAGUGAUAUGAAGCGAUCUCCAGGAUAAAUCAUGUUAAAAAACAACAAUAAAAAAGGAAAACCUACAUACAGAACGUGGUAGCCAGCUUCCAAAAAUACCCUCAAUGAUCUUCACCUGGUAUACACAACCUUGUGAAUCGGGGCUGGUGUGUGUGACCAGUAGAAUGUGGUGGUGGUGAUGUAUGACUUCUAAGGCUUGUCUAGAGGCAUUGUAGCUUUUCACCUUGGUCUCUUUGAGUGAUCAUUCUAGGGGAAGCCAGUCACCACGCCAUGAUGACACCCAAGCAGUCCUGUGGAGAAGCCCACAUGGAGAGAAACUGAGGCCUCCCACAAAUCGCCAAGAUCAAUUUGCCAACCAUGUAAUGAGCCACCUUGGAGGUAGAUUUUCCUUAAACCUUUACAUGACUGCAGCUAGCAUUUGAUUGCGAUCUCAUAAGACAUCCUGAGCAAGAACUGCUCAGCCAAGCCAUUUCUAAAUUCCUUUCUCACAAAAACCACGAUAAAUGAUUACUACCAGUAUAUUUUGAGUGAUUUCUUAGAGAGCAUAAAAUAUGUAUAAAAUAUGUUCCCUUUUUGUAUGACAUGGGGAAGAAGAAAGUAUGUGUAUAAAUACACAUAUGCACUUAUAUUUGAAUAAAAAGCACUAGCUAGAUUAAUGUGAAACUAAUGAAAAUGGUGAUUUCUGAGAGACUGAGAAAAGAGUAGAAGUGAGACAUCUUAGUGUGUUUGUCUUUCAUUCAUUAAAAUUUUGAUUAUAUACCA
Messenger RNA from Miniopterus natalensis, 2509 nucleotides. RefSeq names its product cytochrome P450 family 2 subfamily R member 1 (gene CYP2R1). Gene Ontology annotation, biological process: xenobiotic metabolic process. The record is from RefSeq and is a predicted model, not a curated record. Gene Ontology annotation, cellular component: intracellular membrane-bounded organelle; cytoplasm. Gene Ontology annotation, molecular function: heme binding; iron ion binding; oxidoreductase activity, acting on paired donors, with incorporation or reduction of molecular oxygen, reduced flavin or flavoprotein as one donor, and incorporation of one atom of oxygen. NCBI's taxonomy places the organism in Eukaryota, Metazoa, Chordata, Mammalia, Chiroptera, Miniopteridae.